AUGGCUAGUACAGCUAUGCAGAAAGGCAGACUAAGACAACAGUUGUUGAAUAGUGAACUAGAUAUAAACGGGCUAAAUGAACCACAGGAGCAAAUGCCAGUUCAGCAAACGCCGGUGCAGCAGAUGCCUAUGGGUCCAAAUGGUGGAGUAUAUCAACAACAGCAGUAUGGACAAGCAUAUCCGCAAGCAUUUGGGGCCAAUGUGCCUAAUGGGCCACAGUCACAACCGUCGUUCCUUAGUAGUUAUGAAUCACUCACCAACCAAGGCGGCAACGAAGGGGCACGAAAGGGGUCGAUAACGUCUCAAUCUAACAUGUCGAUGAACAAGCUCUUCCGGCGUAAUAAGGGAGAUGGGGGAUUUGACGAAGACACGGGGGCGGAUAUUAAUGAGCUCACCAACGGGUCGAAUGUUUCGUUCGAUGACAUUUCGCAUAUCAGGGACAGAGGGCCAUACGGAGUGAAUGGGCCUCAGCAUUUGGAUUCGACUCCGUUCAUACCCACAAUUGGAGGUGGAAUCGGGUCAGCAUCUGGAAGAUCGAUGACUAAUAUCCAGUAUAGAAAGCAGAUGAACCACCAGAAGAAAAUGGCGUAUGCAUCUAACGCAAGGGCAAUGUCUUUGGCAGGAUCAAAUCCAAUGCAACAACCUUCAGAUCCACGUGCUAUGUCAUUAAGCUCAUUUGGUAACGGUAAUGGUCCUAGGACAAUGUCUUUGAACUCCAAUGGGAUGAUGGCUAACGGGCCAAGGGCUAUGUCUUUGAAUAAUCGUAUGCAAAUGCCUCCUCCAGGAAAGGGUGGAUUCAUGCCCCAAAAUGGCCCUAGAACUAUGUCGAUGAGAAACAAUGGAGCUCAAUUUACCAAUGGUCCCUACAUGCAACCUGCCGGAGGACCAAGAGCUAUGUCUUUGACAAAUGGUCCACCUGGACCUCGUGCAAUGUCAUUGACUAACGGCAAUCCCAUGAAUCAACAACAACCCCAAUUCCAUCCACAAAACAUGCAACAAAUGCAACACAUGCAGCAAAUGCAACACAUGCAACAAAUGCAACAAAUGCAACAGCAAAAUCCACAACAAUAUAGUGGAUAUUCGACGUUGAAUCCAAACGCGAGAGCUAUGUCAUUAAAUGGGGGAAAUCCUCUUAACGAUCCAAGGUUAAACCAGGCUGGCGGCAGCCAGUUCAUUAACCAGCAGCAAAGACAAAAUAUGCCACAAGCAAUUCCAAGCGGUCCUAGUCCAAAUGCUCCAGUUGGAUCAAACCAAAAUUAUGCUCAAAAGUCAAAUGAUUCAUUAAUGAAUGUCUUAGAAGAAGAAGAAGAAAAUGCGGCAAACUCACCAAAAGAUAACCAGGCACCACCCUCAAAUAGGAGAGAUACCGAUGAGGAUAAUAUCAACGACGAUGUAGUCUACAAAUUUGAUGAGCAUGAUGAUGCUGGUCUGCUUUCAAGGAAAUCGACAUUAAAGAAAUCGAAUUCCAUGAAAUUACGUAAAUUGAAUUUAUUCAACAAUGAGACUCGUGAGCAGCCUGAUAUACCAGAAACUUCAUUUGAUGAAUCUCCAGAUGAUUCUAGAAGGUUGUCUCACUCGUCUCAAACAACAUAUGACAAUGGUAACGAUGUUUCCCCAUCCUUUAACUUGAGAAAUGCAAGAGGAGCGAGAGAAUCGGUGCUACAUGAUGAACCUAAUGCUGAAGAUAUGGCCCAAAGAGAUGAACGUCAAGAAAAGUUUAAGUCACUUGGUGCAACUGCUGAAUAUGAUAGCUCUAAUGCUAACUCAUCAAACAAAGAUGAUGUCUUCGUAACGGCUAAUGACUUAAUCUCCCCAUCUAAGUUAGGUAGAGUUAAUAAUAGUAAGAAAAACUCACCAUUAAAGAAUUCUGGUUAUGAAGAUAUCAACGAGAACGAAGAAAAUGACAUUGACAAUGACAGUAAAACGUUAAGGAGAAGGGGUUCGCCUGAGCCUGUUUCUAAUGGAACUCUGUACAAUGAUACUCCUACGAGGAUGCUUACAAAACAAGCGUCAAUUAGGUCGUUGGUAACUAAUACGGCGUUUGAUAAAUUUAGAGACCCUUCUAAAAAAACGAAUAAAGCAUUACCUGAGUUCCCGGCCUCUCCAAGUAAUAGUGAGUAUGGCGCCGCAAAUGCUACAAAUACAACAAAUGAAGAUCUCAAUCUGGAAAGAUCAUUCAGUCAACCCAAACAAAUGUUAGACGAAACGAGUAGCUAUAGCUCGUUAUCUUCUCUCGCACAGUCUCAAAAUGCCAAUCCUACCUCGUUUGAAAAAAAUGAUAUUCAGGGAGAACCUUUAGCAUCGCAACACGAGUCGGAUCAAAGCAUAUCUAGUACUCAGAGGGAUUAUAAUGAAAACACAACUCCUCCCACAACGCAUAAUUCAAAUAUAUCAAAUAACAAUGAUAAAUCUCAGAACGUUUAUAGCAUUGGUCAAGCAUAUCCUAAGGAUGUAAGUAAGGAUACAGGUAAUGAAAAACGUUUAUCCAACAUAAGGAAUAUGAAUACUUCAGAUAUGUUAAGCUCGCCAAUAGUGGAUGAUAACACAUUUAUCCCCGAGUCUUCCAAAAAAGAGAGAAGAUCUUCAAAGACCUUCUCACUUAGUAAUAAAUCGAAGAACAUUUUCAAAAGAUUUUCAAAGUCUGGGAAAAGGGGUACCGAUGAAGAUGAAAGCUUUACUAAUGAUGAUGUUUCAUUUAACCUGAACAGAAAUUCGAUUCACUCUUAUAAUCAAGGUGGUAUUCAAAACCGAAAAUUAUCGACAGCUUCAAUUGGACAGCCAAGACCAGAAAAGCCUCUUAAGUUUAGCAAGGAGGAAUUGGGUAUUAUGAACUGCAAUAAUGAAUUAUUGAACGAGUUGCAAUUAGUAACAACAGAGUUAGCAUCUUCGAUAAAGCGUGAAUUAGAGUUUGAAAACAGAUUGAAGAAUACGUCCAGCACUCCUCUCGAAGGUAAAGAAGAAUUACAAAGUCAAUUACUUGAGAAAGCUAAAAUCAUUUCAGAUUUGCAAGACAAAUUAAAUAAAGAAAGAUCAUUAAGAUUUAUAUGCGAAGAGCAUGCAUUAUUAGCUGAGAGUGGAGCCUCGCCAAGUCCUUUAAAAUUAAACUAUGAAAAAACUGAAUUGUAUAAGCAGUUAUUGAUUAAAAAUGAUUUGGUUAAUCAGUUACAGGAUAAAAUCGAAGAAUCUCAAAGGAAACAAAGUUCUAAUGAUAGUAAUUUGUUAUUCAAGUAUAAUGAAUUGUUGGAAGAGAAUACAGAUUUGAAAUUAAAGGUAAUCCCUGACUUAGAGAAGCGCAUUGAAGAAUCGAGAAGUGCUAGCAACUUGAGCAAUAAUAAUAAACUGUUGAAUUUAAUUAACAGUUCUAAGAACCAUAGUAGUACAAAUAGUCAUACUGAUUAUGAUGAUGAGUACUAUGAUGAGGAAUAUGAUCAAUCACGCGAGCAUAUUGAGAUUUCUACCUUGAAGAAUCAAAGAGAAGAAUUGCGAGAGGUUGUCUCCAAGUUAUCUUCGAGCUAUAAUUAUGAAUUAAAAUUAGCUCAGGAGAAGAUUAGAAAUUUAGAAUUAAAGGUCCAAGGCAUGAAUUCUAUUAAUAAUAAAUUAUCCCAAAGAUUAGAAUCCAACCGUACAAUCAGCGGCAAUCAAAGCAAUCAUAAUACUACUACAAACUCAUCAUUAAAUAUCCUCGGUAAUAAUAAAGGAGGAAAAUUACAAGGAUUUGCAAUUGUUUCUCCAACAAAGAAGUUGUUUGAUGAAUAA
This is a messenger RNA of Debaryomyces fabryi, 3756 nucleotides long. RefSeq lists its product as uncharacterized. NCBI's taxonomy places the organism in Eukaryota, Fungi, Ascomycota, Pichiomycetes, Serinales, Debaryomycetaceae. Bases 1 to 3756 code for a protein of 1251 amino acids. The record is from RefSeq and is a predicted model, not a curated record. The transcript has a single exon.